AUGCACCAACUCGGCUACGACCCGACGUCUCUCCUCCAGAAGGCUGGCGAGAUCCGUCGCGUUUGGGACUUUGCCGACCUACCGCCGCUCGACCAAGCCGACGGUCUCCCCCGCAUUGGCACGCUCAUGGCCGCGCCUGCCGCCACGAUGACGGACGAUCCCGUCUACGAUGGCCUCGAAACGUGCCUGCCGACACCCGACCCGCUGGACACCCAACGACGCGAGGUCGCGCGUCGACGCAUGGGCAUGCUGACGACCCGCCGACUGGACCACGGGUCAAGUGCGACGAUGCAAGGCGGCCUUCUCGCGUUCGCCGGUGUCAUUUUUCUUGUGCUGCUGUGGGCGAUCCUACUUAUGUGUCGGUCGUUCUGGAGGCACCGACGCGCGCAGACGGCCUCGACCAAGAUGCCACCCGCCAACCUGGUCCGGGAGCUGCCUCCCAUCAUCGUCUAG
Molecule: messenger RNA, 453 nt
Organism: Saprolegnia parasitica CBS 223.65
Lineage: Eukaryota; Oomycota; Saprolegniomycetes; Saprolegniales; Saprolegniaceae
Exons: 2
Coding region: 1-453 (150 amino acids)
Source: RefSeq, a predicted model, not a curated record